AUGGUUGAAGGUUUCUCCCACCCGGGGAGUAAUGAGAUUCGGAAAGAAAGGCAAGCUAAGCCCCCGGUUUAUUGCCCCUAUGAGAUUCUCGAGAAGAUAGGGAACCUAGCUUAUCGUCUGGCACUGCCAAUGGAGUUGGAGAGGGUGCACAAUGUUUUUCAUGUGUUCCAGUUGAAGAAGUAUGUGCACGACCCUUCUCAUGUGAUUUCGUCAGAAGUGGUACCUCUUGACGGUACUAUGUCUUAUGAGGAGAGACUGCUCCGGAUUUUGGAUUUCAAAACGAGAGAGACCCGCAGGAAGUCGGUAAAGAUGGUAAAGGUGUGGUGGUCUCAUCAUGGAGUAGACGAGGCAACCUGGGAGUUAGAGUCCGUCAUGAGAGUGUUAUCCGGAUCUGUUUACCUCAGGUACCCCGCGUUUCCUUUCUUGGUGUGUAGUCUUAAGCCGGGUGUUGGGUAG
Ipomoea nil (Japanese morning glory) is the source of this 456-nucleotide messenger RNA. RefSeq lists its product as uncharacterized. Lineage: Eukaryota; Viridiplantae; Streptophyta; Magnoliopsida; Solanales; Convolvulaceae. The transcript has a single exon. Bases 1 to 456 code for a protein of 151 amino acids. The record is from RefSeq and is a predicted model, not a curated record.